AUGGCGGCGACCGCGCUCCGCGUGUGCGUGGCGCUGGCGACGCUGGCGGCGCUGGGCGUCGCGGCGCCCGACGGCCCCACCGCCGCCCCCGCCGGCGCCGACCUCCCGGACAGCCAGCCCUGCCCCGCCGCGUGCGCCUGCCGCUACUCGCGCAUCUUCUGGGAGACGGACUGCGCGCGGCGGGCGCUGGUCGCGGUGCCCGACGGCCUCAGCCCCGACGUGCACGCCCUCGACCUCUCCGGGAACAGGCUGGAGCGCCUGGGCCCGUUCCCGGAGGGCUGCCGCCUGCGGAGGCUCACCGCCCGCGAGAACCGCGUGCGCGCCGUCGCCGCCGCCGACCUCGGCGGCCUGGACCUGCUGGUGGAGGUGGACCUGUCGCAGAACCAGCUGGCGGAGAUCGACCCCACGACCUUCAGGAAUGCAUCCGGACUGUUCACGCUAAACCUUGCCAAUAAUCUACUGGAAGCACCGGCGGGUCCGCUGAUCGCCUCGGAAUCCCUGAAGAACCUGGACCUGCAUGGAAAUAGGUUGCGCGCGCUACCUGGCAGCACGUUUGCAAACUGCUCGUCGCUAGCUGCCCUCGACCUCAGCGACAAUCCGCUAGGCGCGCUGCCAGCGGCAGCACUAGCGCCUCUCACGGGACUCGAGACGCUAUCAGUGGCGCGAUGCGGCCUGGAGGCUUUGGACCCAGUCGCUCUCGCACCGUUAGCGCAGCUGAAGACGCUGGACGCGUCGGGCAACGCGCUGGGCGGCGCGGGGCGGUGGGCGGCGGCGCUGCGGCCGCUGGCGCGCCUGGACGCGCUGGUGCUGGCGCAUGCGCAGCUGGAGGGCCCGCUGCCGGCCGACGCCUUCGCCACGUGCGCCUCGCUGCGCCGCCUCGCGCUCUGCGGCAACCCCGGCCUGCGCGACCCCUGGCCCGCCGCCGCCGCGCUGCAGGGCCUCGCCGAGAUGGAGGUGUGCGGAUGUGGGCUGCGCGAGCUGCCCUCUGGCGAGCUGCGCGCCAACCUUUCGUCGCUGCGGUUGCUGGACGCGUCGGACAACGCGCUGGGGCCGGUGCUGCCGCCUGGCGGGCUGGCGCUGCCGGCGCUGGAGACGCUCCGCCUGGCGCGCUGCGGCCUCGCCGCCCCGCCCACGCACGCCGCCUUCCAGGUGCGCCAACUCCCCCACCCCACGCACCGCCACGGCUGUAUACCGUGAUUUAUUUAUAUCACUUGACGCCUAAUUAGCGGUUACGGUGUUAUCCAAUCAGGAGCAUGUUGAAUGUCACCAAAGUUAUGUGCUGGGCUCGGAUUCUGAUGACCUAAAAAUUCUUUGAAAAUAACCUACAAAAUGUAUUAAAAGUAAGGGGAAAAUGAUAUAUUUUUGAAAUACUCUAGAAUGUUUACGAAUAUGUUUAUUCAAUAAAUGAUACAAUGAUAAAUAAAGUUUAUUUACAUA
Molecule: messenger RNA, 1437 nt
Organism: Gryllus bimaculatus (two-spotted cricket)
Lineage: Eukaryota; Metazoa; Arthropoda; Insecta; Orthoptera; Gryllidae
Source: the annotation of a GenBank genome assembly